UGCCCAAAUUCUCUGAACAAGAUCAUCUAGAAAUGUAUUGGCUGUAACAGAGACUUCCUUCUUGCCUAAACACGCAUUUCAAGCGUCAUCACCUGGACCUCCUAAGUGUUUGCUGUUUGUAUUAGAUGUGGAGUUUCCAUGCUGAUCCCGAAAGCCUCCUCUUGCCAGGAUCUGCCUUGCUCAAAACUUUAGGCAUCUCCUUUGCCCAGGAUCCUUGCGCUUAGUCACAGCUGCCAUGCUGCACCACGCUGCUUUCUUAUUGCACUGCCUCCCACUGGUCAUGGGACAGUAUGACAUCUGCAAAUCCUGGGUGACCACAGACAAUGGGCCAAUGUGGGAAUUUUACGCUUGCCAACCCAGGGCCGUGCCCAUGAAGGAAUACGCAACAGUACGAGUGGAGCCAUCAGGAAUCACCUGCGGUAACCCACCCCAGAAAUUUUGCACUCAUGAAAACCCAUAUAUGUGUGAUGAGUGUGAUGCAUCCAACCCUGACCUGGCCCAUCCACCCAAGCUGAUGUUUGACAAAGAAGAUGAAGGCCUGGCGACAUACUGGCAGAGUGUGACAUGGAGCCGUUACCCGGAGCCUUUGCUGGCCAACAUCACACUUUCUUGGAACAAGAGCAUUGAGCUGACUGAUGACAUCAUAGUGACUUUUGAGUAUGGGCGUCCCACAAUGAUGAUCCUGGAAAAGUCCUUGGACAAUGGUAGGACUUGGCACCCAUAUCAAUACUAUGCAGAUGAUUGCAAUGAAACCUUCGGCAUGCAAGCGCGGAGGGUCAGGAACCUCUCCACCACCAGCGCCAACAGGGUCAUCUGCACAGAUGAGUAUUCCCGCUGGCCGGGCUCCAAGAAAGAGAAGAAUGUACGCUUUGAAGUGAGGGACCGCUUUGCCAUUUUUGCUGGGCCAGAACUCAAGAAUAUGGACAACCUUUACACCAGGCUAGAGAGUGCCAAAGGGCUGAAGGACUUCUUCACCAUGACGGACUUGCGGCUGCGGCUGCUGAGGCCAGCACUAGGGGGCACCUACGUGCAGCGGGAGAACUUGUUCAAGUACUUCUAUGCUGUCUCCAACAUUGAAGUCACGGGCAGGUGUAAAUGCAACCUCCAUGCCAAUCUGUGCACCUUCAAAGAGGGAAGCCUCCAGUGUGAGUGUGAGCACAACACAACCGGUCAGGACUGUGGGCGGUGCAAGAAGAACUUCCGCAGCAAGUCUUGGCGGGCAGGAUCCUACCUGCCCCGCCCCAAUGGCUCUGCUAAUGUCUGUGCAGCUCCAAACUUUGGCAAAUCUCCCAAGGUUUCCAAACUCAUCCGGCUCAAAUCUGGCUCCAUCCCACUGGCACCCAUUGAAACAUUUAAAGAUUGUGAAUGUUACGGUCACUCUAAUCGCUGCAGCUUCAUUGACUUCCUGAACCUAGUGACCUGCAUCAGCUGCAAACACAACACCAGGGGGCAGCACUGCCAGCACUGCAGGCUGGGCUACUAUCGGAAUAGCUCCGCAGAGCUGGAUGAUGAGAAUGUAUGUGUGGAUUGUAACUGCAACCGUAUAGGCUCAGUGGCCAACCGCUGCAAUGAGACCGGCUACUGUGACUGCAAAGAAGGUGUCACCGGGCCAAAGUGUGAUGACUGUCUGCCCGGCUACUACUGGAGACAAGGCUGCUUUCCUAAUGUGUGCGACGAGGAGCUGUUGAUUUGCCAGAAUGGGGGCACUUGUUAUGACAACCAGCGCUGUCUCUGCCCACCCAACUUCAGGGGUGUCCUCUGUGAGCAAUCCAAAUGUGAGGGAGAAAACAAGGAAUGUGACUCGGCCUCAAGCACGUACCUCAACCUCUCGGCCUUCCUCAUCAGCGUGCUGGGGCUGCAACUGCAACACUUUUUGGACCUCUGAAGCCCAGGAAACCAGGGGGAGGGGGGGAAAUGCCUCAUGGAAGGACUUUAGGGGAAGGGAAGGAGGGAGGGUGCUCACAAGUUAAGGGAGCAGGGGGUUUCUCUCUCUCUCUCUCUCCCCACCACCAGCCUCUCUUUCCUCCAUCAAACAGGGAAGGGGGGAGAGAAGCAGAAGGUAUCCAAGGGACUAUACUUUUCCCCCUUCUGCCCAAGUAGCUGAGGACCCCGGCUGGAGGCAGCUGCAGCAUUUCAGAGGCAGAACUGACUCGUAUCAUUGGGAAGAAACAAGGUGCCCACGACUUCGGGGUGGCGGCAGUGGGCGCUGGCAAAAGACUUGCCUCGCUUCGUCUUUCUGUUCAAGGGUGACAUUGCAACCCCCGUUCCACUUUGCACAGGAGGAAUCUGCCAAACGAAAACAAAAACCAUGCCACAAACCUCUGGCACUUAGUUGCUUGGCUAUUUCUCCUCUGCCCCUUUUCCUUUCGUCCUUAACUGUUAUUGUUUUGGAAGUAGCCCUCCUAACAGAGACUGGCAGCUAUAGAAAGUCCAGGCUGUGGGGCAGGGAACCUGCAAGAUUGUACCCACCUUGCAUCAUCAGCCUGCUCCAGCCCAGGCCUAGAAUUAUAUUGUUGCCUACAAAUCAAGUUGCUGAAUUUAUUAAGUUUUUGUACUUUUUUCAGUUUUUAUUCCGUUGGUUGUGAGUCUUCGAUUCCCCCACCCCCCUUUUCUCGCACUCAAGACCAGAACUGAACAAGGCUGCUCUGUAUCGCGACAAAAAAAGUGUAAUGUGUGUUAUCCAGGCUUCACCGUAUAGUUUACGGUUCUCAAAUACUUUUUAUUUUGGUAGAGAAUUAUUUUUGUUUGGAUUAUAAAUGUUCUAAGGAGAGAAGAAGAAGAAAAAGAUGAACCACCACAGCCUCUAGAGACACAUCUUACCAUAAGUGUUAUGGUGUAAUAAUCCUCUACUACAGUAAAGCAACCUAAUAACUGCU
Lacerta agilis (Sand lizard) is the source of this 2876-nucleotide messenger RNA. It is a transcript of the gene NTNG2, whose product is annotated as netrin G2. The coding region runs from base 236 to 1885 and encodes 549 amino acids. NCBI's taxonomy places the organism in Eukaryota, Metazoa, Chordata, Lepidosauria, Squamata, Lacertidae. The transcript is spliced from 8 exons. The record is from RefSeq and is a predicted model, not a curated record.